Messenger RNA from Propithecus coquereli (Coquerel's sifaka), 762 nucleotides. It is a transcript of the gene NPW, whose product is annotated as neuropeptide W. Gene Ontology annotation, biological process: feeding behavior; G protein-coupled receptor signaling pathway. The transcript has 3 exons. The record is from RefSeq and is a predicted model, not a curated record. Gene Ontology annotation, molecular function: G protein-coupled receptor binding. NCBI's taxonomy places the organism in Eukaryota, Metazoa, Chordata, Mammalia, Primates, Indriidae. Bases 1 to 762 code for a protein of 253 amino acids.
AUGAUCAGCCACUCUAUGAGGGACUACUCUGCGGGGGGCAUGAGAGCGGGUACUGCGGGGGCGCGCGGGGCGGGGCCACCAAGCGGUUAUAGCUGGACCCGCGGGGACCACUGCUCACCUCCAGCCUCCCGCGCUCCGGCUCCCCGACGCCCCAAUUCCGGGGCGCGCCCAGACCCAGCCGAGCCGGUUCCUGGCCCGCCCCGCCGGGCGGCCGUCGACGUGAACGCCCUGGCGCGGGACCCGGGGUUACGGGGGGCUCCUGCGAGCCGGCCGCUGCUCGCGCUGCUGCUGCUCCCGCUCCUGCUGCCACCGGCCGGCGCCUGGUACAAGCACGUGGCAAGUCCCCGCUACCACACGGUGGGCCGCGCCGCCGGCCUGCUCAUGGGGCUGCGUCGCUCGCCCUACCUGUGGCGCCGCGCGCUGCCCGCGGCCGCCGGGCCCCGCGCCUGGGACGCCCUCUCCCCGCGGCCCGCCGCCCGCGAUGCUCUCCUCCUGCUUCCCGCGGCGCCUCAGGAGCCGUGGGACACGCGACGCGGGAGCUCCCCGGCUGGGCUCCCCGUCCGUGCGCCCCGGAGCCCGCGCGCCCUGGAACCGGAGCCGCGGUUGGGCCCCCACUCCUGGACCUUCGCAGAGCGGGCCAGAGCCUUCGGAGACACGUCUCCCGCCCAGCCAUGGCCGCUGCAGCAAACCGCCUUCGCCGGCCCCGCCUGGCCGCAGGGUCGCCCUGAGAGCUUCCCCUACCCGCCGCGCCCCCGCGCCUGA